AUGGUCUCUUCACCUCAAAACGUCAAGGGGACAGAGAAACAUUCCUUCCUCGGUCAUGACUGUGAGUGGGUUCCAAGAUCCGGUCCUUCUCUGGCUGUUUUAGCACGGCAAUGCGUCUGCCAAGCCACGGCACCGGAUGCCUUCCGUGUUGCUGACUACGUCGACCAGAACCCAUCCUUUGUGCUGCGAGCUGUCAAAGAUGUCGCAUUCGAAGAUAGAGAGAUCCCCAAACUCCGUGAUGAACACGAAGUAAGGGUUCAGAUUGCGCAGACUGGAAUUUGUGGAAGUGAUGUACACUACUGGCAGCGUGGUCGUAUCGGAGACUUUACACUUCGAAGCCCUAUCGUGCUUGGUCAUGAGUCUUCCGGCACUGUUGUUGAGGUUGGCGGAGCAGUCAAAAACCUGAAGCAGGGUGACCGGGUCGCCAUCGAGCCCGGAGUUCCAUGCCGACGGUGCUCCUAUUGUCGUGGUGGUGAGUACAACUUGUGUAACGACACUAUUUUUGCAGCUACGCCGCCAUGGGAUGGCACACUUGCCAAGUUUUAUACCGUUGCAAGCGACUAUUGUUACAAGAUUCCAGACUCUAUGAGUAUGGAAGAAGCUGCUAUGGUCGAGCCAACAGCCGUUGCUGUACAGAUAGCAAAGGUUGCUGAUUUGAGAGCCAACCAGACAGUGCUCGUGUUUGGAUGUGGACCAAUCGGUGUUCUUUGUCAAGCAGUAGCGAAGGCAUACGGUGCCCGGAAAGUAAUCGGAGUCGAUAUCGUGAAGUCACGACUUGACUUUGCGAAGUCAUACGGUGCUGACGCUGUAUUCCUACCACCGAAGCCUGACCAAGGAGUCGAUCCCAUGGAACACUCUGAGAAGGUUGCGGCCAUGAUCAAGAAAGAGUUUGAUCUCGGCGAGGGUGCAGAAGUGGUUUUGGAGUGUACUGGAGCCGAACAAUCGAUUCAGACUGGCAUUUUUGCUGCAAAGAAAGGUGGCACCUACGUACAAGCAGGUAUGGGCAAGGAAAACGUGCUGUUUCCCAUAACGACGGCUUGUAUCAGAGCCUUGAACAUCCGUGGCUCCAUCAGAUAUACUAAAGCUUGCUAUCCGGAUGCAGUUGAGCUGGUGGCUUCAGGGAAGAUCGACGUCAAGCGAUUGAUCACCAACAGGUUCAAGUUUGAGGAGGCAGAGAAAGCCUUUGAACUCGUCAAAGCCGGCAGGGAGGACGUCUUCAAGGUGAUCAUCGAAGGCGUCCAGGACUAA
Aureobasidium namibiae CBS 147.97 is the source of this 1248-nucleotide messenger RNA. RefSeq names its product GroES-like protein. Gene Ontology annotation, molecular function: L-iditol 2-dehydrogenase (NAD+) activity; zinc ion binding. Bases 1 to 1248 code for a protein of 415 amino acids. NCBI's taxonomy places the organism in Eukaryota, Fungi, Ascomycota, Dothideomycetes, Dothideales, Saccotheciaceae. The record is from RefSeq and is a predicted model, not a curated record. Gene Ontology annotation, biological process: D-sorbitol catabolic process. The transcript has 5 exons.